Molecule: messenger RNA, 2636 nt
Organism: Tachysurus fulvidraco (yellow catfish)
Lineage: Eukaryota; Metazoa; Chordata; Actinopteri; Siluriformes; Bagridae
Product: transcription termination factor 1
Exons: 10
Coding region: 181-2076 (631 amino acids)
Source: RefSeq, a predicted model, not a curated record
UAAACACUAGAUGUCACUAUUAUUAAUACAGCGUACCGCCGAUGUCAUGACUUCCGCAGUAGAAUAAGAGCGGCGUGUCCUCGUGUUGAAUUGGAAUAAAAACAUCGCGGAAGUUUAUUAUUGAACUUGAAGUAUGAAGAUGCUGAAGCAUGAAUAAAGAGUCCAGUUAAACGCAAGAAGAUGGGCAAAAAUACGGAAAAGAAGAAGCGUAAAAGUGGCGUUUAUUUAGAAACUGUGCCUGCCUGUGUUCUUACCUAUGAAGAUCUUCAAAAAGUUCCACUGCAAAUAACUACAGACAGCGAAAAUCCCAUAACGGACAUUACAAUGAGCCUGGAAAGUUCCUCAGAAACGCCUAAAAAAAAGAAGCAUAAGAGAAAACGUUUGUCGGAGCAACAAGCUGAGAAUAAUUGUUCCACAGAGCAGCAUAGUGAGGGUCACCUGGACGACAGAAAGAAGAAAAAAAAGAAGAAGAGAUUAAAGAACGAGGAUGUAAGUUAUGCUGAAGACACCAACAAUGAGGAUGCAGAGCUCUCUAGAAGUACAGAAGAGCCCCAGAGAAAAAAGAAAAAGAGAGAAAAGACAAAGGAAGAGAACAAAGCUCAAGAGUCAGAGACACCAAGCAAGGAAACAAGUGAAGAAGUGCCGAUAAUGAAGAAGAAGAAGAAGAAGAAAAAGAAGGAGAAAGCAUUAAAGGAGAAUAUAGCAGAACAGGAAGAAAGUUUAACAGUGAUGUCAGAGACACAAAGCAAUGACGAUCUGAAAAAGAAGAAAAAUAAAUCCGUAGUGAAAAAGCAUAAGAAGGCGCAGUCCGUGUCCACGAGAGAAAAGACUCAGACUAGUCAAGACGAAGAAGUGGACACAGGAAUCCGAACAGAAGCGUGCACAGAGAUCGAUGCAAAACUUUUGAAGGAGCUGAAAGAAUUUAUUCCUGAUAUCGAGUCAAAGGAGCCGGUGAGCAUCAACAAGAUGAUAAAAUACGACUUGCCAAGAUUUAAAGAAUUCAAAAAACAUGGUAUCUCUUUGAGUCGCGGCCGGUUUACUGCACAAGAAAACGAGAAGCUGAGGCAGAAUGUCAGAGAGUUCAUGACUCUCACUGCAAUAGACAGUGCCACCAAACUGUUUUUCACACAUCGCUUUGAACAGGAACAGGAAAAAAUAAAGAAGCUCAAAGGCCUGCACAAAUUCUUUGAAAGGAUAGCGGAAGGCAUUCCCAGAUCCUGCUAUUACGUUUAUGCUCGAGGAAGGAGAAUGUUUGAUGAGCAAAACUACCAGGGAGAGUUUACAAAGGCAGAACUUCACACGUUGCACAAGUUGCACACUUUACACGGGAAUAAUUGGAAGAAGAUUUCCGAGUUGACCGGUCGAAGUGCCUUCUCUCUCCAGAAACGUUACACACAGCUCGCUAAUAAGGAAGGCCCCUGGUCCAACAAGGAGGUACAGAGACUCUUGCGUGCUGUGCGUGAUUACAUAGUGAGUCAGAUCCCAGGCACAGCCAACAGUAACAGGAACAUAAGAGUGAUGAAGGAAACCUUGUAUAAAAGGCUCCCGUUACAGAAGAUCGCCAAGAGGGUGAAAACUCGCUCGUGGUCUCAGUGCAGGGAGAAAUGGAUGGGAAUAUUAGCAGUGAAAAUGUCUUACGGAGCGGUGGCCACAGAGAAGAAAUCUCUUGAUGUCCAAGUUAAACUGAUAAAAAGGAUGUAUGAAAUGGAUGUAGAUGAUGCUGCAGAUGUCAACUGGGAGGACCUGACAGCAGUGAUUGGGGACGUACCUCCUGCAUACGUGCAACGAAAAUGGCACAAACUAAAAGUGUGCCAUGUCCCUGAUUGGCAAAGAAAGUGUUUUGCAGAUAUCAUUGACUAUCUGUACGAGAAGGUUUUACCAAACCUCGAGAAGAAGCUUCUGGCCCACAAGGACUUGGAAGAGACACAGCAUACAGAAAAUAAUGACGAGUGCUAUCUUCUCUCAGACAUCUUUCAAGACAUUAAUGAGGAUGAAGAUGUGGAUGACGAUGAUGAGGAGGAGGAGGCAGAGAAGGAUGUCGACAAUGACAACAACAAAGGCAACAAGGAAAAAUAAUCUAAGUAAAGGACUUGUGUAUAAAAUAUUUUUUAAGACUAAAAAGCUGUGUGACAGCAUUGUACAGGAACAAAGAGCUCAGCUGUUUUUUGGGGUUUUUUCUACUGAAUAAGACGCUUCUACAGUUCUACAUUGAUGUGUUUACUGUUCAGGUUUGAAUGCAUUUGUUUAUUUGAGAUGUAACUAGACUUUUUAGGUAUCUGAUUUUUUUUAAAGGUUACUUUAAAUGGGGAAUUUGCAUGUACCAAAAGUAAUAAUGUUUUUGCAGCUCAUUCAUUUGGAAAAAAAAACAUCAUCCCAACAUGACAAUAAUUCACAAUAUUUAAUAUGUUUACUCCAGAUUACAAACAUUGUAUGAUUUGUUGGUUAUUAUUUUCUUGUGGGUUUUUUUUUUAAGUUUUAUUAAUAUUAAUUUUAGUGUUGAUUGAUUGUAAAAUUGAACCAUAAAAAAAAUUGUAAUUUACUUUGUAAUUUUUAAAUCGAAGUAUGCAGCAAGUUACCAUGCUGUUUGAUAUUUUUAUGAACUGUGGAUUAAUAAUAAAAAAAAUUUAUAAUUUGAA